AUGCAGAAUGACAUGCAAAAAGUGCAGUGGUCAAAUCUGCCUAAUGACCUGCUCUUACAAAUUGUGGAUCGUCUAGGACUGAUUGAGUUUCUGGGUUUCCGUGGUGUUUGCAAAGAUUGGCACAAUGCUUCUUCAAAAGCUAAGGAUAAAUCUUUUGGAGUUGAUCCUUGGCUUCUUAUAUAUGAUGAGGGAGGUUCUCAGUGUUCCCUGCUAAGCAACCAAGAUAAAAUCUACACCAUGAACAUCCCAGAAUUAGAUGGGGCAACUUGCCUUGCAUCCUAUGAAGGAUGGCUUCUUGUGUUUAGACAUGGUUCAAUGUUCUUCUUUUGCCCCUUUACCAGAGCAAAAAUAGAGCUUCCAAGCUGUCCUUUCACAGAAGUAUCUGACCAUAUUGCAGCAUUUUCAUCUGUUCCCACUUCUCAAGAUUGCACUGUUGCUGUGUUUAGUCGAAUCAAUGAUCAUGAAGUAGAACUCUACUUGCUUUGCAGGGGGAAUAGCAUAUGGGCCAAGCACAAUUAUUCUCCCGAUAGAUUAUUAAGAUUUGUUACAAUAACUGGUGCGGUGUUUAAUAAAGGGGAAUUUCACUUUUUGGACAAGCAGAAUAUGUUAGUUACCUUUAAUGCUGCUAAGAGCGAAAAAUGGAACACGUAUUUUUUAGUUCCAGUCCGGAAUAAAUCUAGCGUGGGUCAAUUGAGCUAUAAUAUACAAAAACACAGGUUGAUGAAUGCGAAGAGUAAACUGGGAUUAGAGGCAAAUGUUUCAAUUUCUACAUGCGGAACGCUAAUGACACACUCUAGUGGUCAAUAUGGUAUUGCAAUUCAAGGUGAAAACAUUGCUGCAACUACAGAAUCUGAAAGCCGUCACCUUAAAGGGGUGUGGAUCCAACCAAGUUACCUUAAUAUACCUCCAGACCAAAGCUGGUAA
This is a messenger RNA of Gastrolobium bilobum, 924 nucleotides long. Its product is annotated as F-box protein At3g56470-like. NCBI's taxonomy places the organism in Eukaryota, Viridiplantae, Streptophyta, Magnoliopsida, Fabales, Fabaceae. Gene Ontology annotation, molecular function: protein binding. The coding region runs from base 1 to 924 and encodes 307 amino acids. The transcript has a single exon. The record is from RefSeq and is a predicted model, not a curated record.